AUGGCCGCUCCCUCGCCCGAUCAUGAUCGAGGUCAACCACAACAAUUAUUCGUCAGAGCCGAUGAGGUCGAUGCAGGAACUUCCAUCCUAUCCCCCAGUAGAGAAUUGCCCCUGAGUGCUCUGAGUCCCUCGGAUGCUUUUCCACCAGGAACCCGACCCAGAGCCCCCCCGCGUCCAGGGCUCCGACGUGAAGGCUCAGCGCCUCCGCCUCCUCCGCCAUCACAACCACCUCCGGCUCCUCCUACUCACCUAGAUCCUGCCGACUCACUAAGUUUACCUCAACUGAGGCAGUUGGUGGGACAAUUUCCCAAAUCCGAGCAGAGAGCCUAUGCUUUCCAGUACAAGGAUGCCGAGGAUUUCGAAACGGAGAUUGAUGAAUGGUUCCAUUAUACGGAAUUAGACCAAGACCGUGACUAUCUCCUCUCGUCUCUCGAAGCCUUCGAACAAAAAUGGAAAUCUUUCUGCCAGACGGAGCAGAUAUCGGAGGAAACCACUUGGAUCGCCGUGAGCGAAGAUCAUCGUCAAAAAUUUGUCUCGGACUUGGUCCAUGUCUUGGGCGAUGACGAAUACCUUGCCCGUGCUGAAGCCCUGUGUUGCGUCUAUUUCAUUUUGAUGGGAGCAUGGAGCAUUACCUCGGGUUUAGAAAUGAAAGAGGCUGCCGCGGACGAUGAUUCACCUCAAUCGGAACAUGAUAGGUGCCGUGUUAUUCAAGUCCAGUGGAUGCACAAAGGAGCAGAUCUUCUCGUGCAGAGCUCCAUAAUACCACAGCUCUAUUCGUGCUUGAUACAAGCUACAAAGGCCCCCGAUUCCUCUCCACCGCCGCCACCAAACGUCGAAGAUGAAGAGAAAAAUGAGGGAGCCUUUGGGGAAAAUGAGUAUCGAGAGCUCAGUCUGUGUCUUUCAUGUUUUUACGUCUUGAUCGAGUCGGCCAGAGUUCGAAUCGACACUAAGGAGGGACAAAACUUACGACAGGCGAUUUCUUCUCUGCAACCCAGCUUUUUGGUCUUUCUUGCCAGUACAAUUUCACGGCUACGAUGGGACGAAUCAUACAAUAUACCCUUGAUGCACGCAUUGCAAUUAUUCUGGAAGUCGAUCCUUCUGCUGUUCGGUAAUGUGACGGAACAUUUGGACAAGAUCAAAAGUAUUUUACAACCGCGAGUCGACCCAUUUUCAGCAGAAGCUGCUCACCCAGUUCUAACGGCCUCUCCCUUGGAUUACCACCUUUUCCGACAAGAAAUCACGUCGAAAUACCCUGCGUACAACCCACCUUUACCUUUGGUACCUUUGGAAAUGGAACAAAAGACCAUGCUCCCCCCACUACCACACCAUUCUUCUCGACCCGAUGCACCUCCUGGAGCGGGUGGACAAGGUUGGACUGGGGCAUCCCCUCGAGGUUCUAUUCUUCACCAACCCGUUCAUAUUGCCACUCCGGCUCCAUCUCCUCCGCCGUCACCGAUCGGACCGGGUGGAAAAGCGGGCAAAAAGCAAAACUAUCAAACCAACCAGAAUUUCCCAUUCCUUUAUCCGCCACUGGAUACCUCGAGCAACACCAUAGGUGGCAAGGGCUCGACAGAGAUCCAAGACUUGAUGGUGGGAAAGAAAUGGGAAGGAAGUGACAUUCCCCGCUCGAUCAUGGAAGCAGGGGAACUCUUUGCCAGUCGAAUGAGAAUGACGAGGGCUAUGCGUCAGCUGUGGAGAGAGCGAGACUUGUUCAUGAAAUAUGAAAGAGGCUGGCAGGCAGACGUCAACAGCGAAUCCGAGGAAGACCGCAACCGAGACCACAACGGCGACGAAAAUGACAUCGACAGCAUCGAAGAUCCCGAUCUCCGCUCUCGCAUGUGUGCUGUGGACGACUUCUUCCACCAUGCUCUCCCGGAUUUGCAAUCGCUUGUCAUUGUGAUGAUGAAAGUCAUGCUCACCAACGUUCAAGACAUUGCCGUGCGCAAUGGAGGUCUUCAAGACUCGACCCAGCCGGGAGGCCUCAACCGCACCAAGUCCAAUCCGAACAUUGCUCAAAAUCAAACCCUGCCUAUCCCCCCUCCCCCGCCCCGGCCAGCCGAUAUGACGCUCGAAGACUUGGAUAAUGUCCGCUCCAGGGAAAUCAGCCAGAAGGCGGUGUCUGGCGCAAUUUUCUUGUUGCUGAAAUGGUUCAAGAUUUCUCAUAUUUUGCAAUUCGAAUACAUGACACAACUCCUGCUGGAUUCGAAUUACGUCCAAUUGACGCUGAAAUACUUUGCUCACCAGAACCUCGAGGAUCUGGUCGCUUUCAAGUAUGAUCGCGACGACUUGAGUGUGUGGCACUAUUGUCACAUUCACUCGGAUCAUCCGCCAUUGUCCCCAACCAGUCCCGACGAAAGAUCAGAAACAUCAAGUGUGGAUGAAGCGGUACCGCCACCCAUCUCUCGGCAUCGAAGGUCACCAACGUCCAAAUCGGAUGGCCCAUCGACGUCUGACCAAGCAACGGCGCAGCAACAAACACCACAAAGCCCCGAGGCACAAGCUCAUCCUUCAGUCGACGAACUGGGCAACCCAUUGGGCCCUCUGCCCUCGACACCGAUCAUGACUUACUCAUUCCGUCAGUUCCAAACAUCGAUCCACCUUCUCCGGAUCUUGCAAAAGCUCACGCGGGGCAAAUCUCACCGGAUCUUGUUUCUCGUACAAUUCAAAUCAUCCCAGAUCCUGCGACGAGUACUGCGGGUUCCCGACGCGACGCUCCGGUUGUACGUGCUGAAACUGUUCAAGUCCCAAGUUCCAUACUGUGGCCGCAAAUGGCGACAGAGCAACAUGCGGGUCAUUACGGCAAUUUAUCUCCACUGCAGGCCUGAACUGCGUGAUGAGUGGCUUGCGGGUAUGCACGAUGCAAAUGUCGAAGGAGAGGUUGAUGAGGCCGUCCCCUUGGAGUGGGCACUCAGAGGUCUGACAUUUUGGUGGCAGAAGCGAAUGUAUCCUGGUGUCAUGAAAAGGGGGAAGGGAGGUGCAAAAUCCAAGGGAAAACCAAAGGCCAACGUAUCCAAGGUGGCGGAGGCCCUUUCCACAGCCGCAACGGCCGGUGUCCCAGACGAUAGAGAAGUCGACGCGAUUGAUAUUGAUGUCCCUGAAUCCAGUCUGGACGACGGGGAGGAUGAUGACGACGAAGGAGGCCAAGAAAUCGACGAUGACGAGCGCGACUUCUUCAAACGAGAGCUCGACGCGAUCGGCUGGGGCCUGGCCGGCCUGCGACUUGCGGACGGCUCCGAGGAUGUCGUGUUCGGCGAGGAGGCACUCGGCAUUAACGGCGCCGGGGCGUAUCCCGUUAUCAAUGGCGCCAGCCAGAUCGGUAUCGACAACGCCGGACAAGGAGCAUCCGGACCGUCAGCAUCAGGCACCGGGUCUGGAGCACCACAGACACCCGUCUCACAGCCUCAAUGGGUCGUCGCCGAUGCGGCUAGCAUCGAUAACUGGCAGAAUAGUUAG
Molecule: messenger RNA, 3453 nt
Organism: Rhinocladiella mackenziei CBS 650.93
Lineage: Eukaryota; Fungi; Ascomycota; Eurotiomycetes; Chaetothyriales; Herpotrichiellaceae
Exons: 1
Coding region: 1-3453 (1150 amino acids)
Biological process (GO): cytoskeleton organization
Cellular component (GO): cytosol
Source: RefSeq, a predicted model, not a curated record